This is a messenger RNA of Spodoptera littoralis (African cotton leafworm), 672 nucleotides long. The record is from the annotation of a GenBank genome assembly. Lineage: Eukaryota; Metazoa; Arthropoda; Insecta; Lepidoptera; Noctuidae.
AUGCUACUGUUAGGCGAUUUUUUUCCUAAUUUCACCGCUAAUACGACCGCCGGCCAGAUAGAUUUUCAUAAAUAUCUUGGAGACUCAUGGGGUAUCCUUUUCUCUCACCCAUCAGACUUCACUCCAGUAUGUACUACGGAACUGGCUCGCGUUUUAACUCUCAUGCCAGAGUUCAAGAAACGCAAUACCAAAGUGAUUGGAUUGUCUUGUGACAGUAUCCAGUCUCAUGAAGAUUGGUGCAAAGACAUUCAAGCAUAUGCUGGAUGCAAUGAAGAUGAGAAGUUUCCGUAUCCUAUUAUCGAGGAUAAAAACAGAGAGAUCGCAAAAAUGCUCUGCAUGGUGGAUAAGGAUGAACUAGAUACUGCGGGAAUGCCACUCACUGCACGUGCUGCCUUCAUUAUCGACCCUCUCAAAAAGUUCCGGCUUUCGUUCCUUUAUCCAGCGACUACUGGCCGAAAUUUUGAUGAGAUCCUGCGUGUCCUGGAUUCCUUGCAGCUGACGGACAUCGCUAAAGUUGCUACACCUGUGGACUGGAAGAUGGGUGAGGACUGCAUGGUGUUGCCUACUGUCCCAGAAGAUCAGAUAGCAAAAGUGUUCCCUCAAGGUGUGACUGUAGUGCCUGUGCCAUCUGGCAAGGGUUAUCUGAGGAAGACAAAGUGCCCCAAGCAUUAA